Molecule: messenger RNA, 4189 nt
Organism: Danaus plexippus (monarch butterfly)
Lineage: Eukaryota; Metazoa; Arthropoda; Insecta; Lepidoptera; Nymphalidae
Exons: 19
Coding region: 76-3741 (1221 amino acids)
Molecular function (GO): acyltransferase activity, transferring groups other than amino-acyl groups
Source: RefSeq, a predicted model, not a curated record
ACCGUACACACGCUUAUAUAUUAAGGAUGCAGCAUUUGUGAUAUUCAAACUUUUAAUAGUGUUUUGAUAAGUGAAAUGUUAAACAUGUGUCCAAAGAUAUGCUUAUUAACAAUAGCGAUGCUAGUAACCGAAAUAAAAGGGGUGAUUUAUUUUCUAAAUGACACCGAGUAUAACCGUAUGCCUCCUGUUUAUAAACUUGAUGAUUACAAAACCUGUCUUGAAAAGCCAACCGAUGUUUAUUGUAACGUGGAUUUCAAUUUGAUUUCCGACACAGAAAAUGAACUUCUGACAAUGAUUCACGAAUAUUCGGAACACACAUGCACACAUUACAAUCAUUCCCAACUGAAUCACGGUAUCUGCUACACUCAGCGAUGCCAAAAUUACAUAGACCAUACGAAGAUGAAGACAUCAAUUGAAAAAUGCCUUAAUGAUACGUUUAUGAAGGAAUAUGGUUUGAGUACUCAAGUGACAAGAUUCAAUUGUCACAGUCUAUCUGACACUAAGCGAGAGCUUGACAAAUCCGAUAUAGCAGUCGCUAUCCUUCUAUUGACGAUUGUCUUAUUAAACGUUGCUGGAACUAUCUAUGAUUACAACAGAAAAGAAAAUAUAAAAGAAAAAAAAUAUCUUCUUUGUUUCUCAAUUGCACGAAACUGGAAGAAACUUACAUCUUAUAAUUCAAAUGCAGAAAGUCAAAUAGAAUACCUUAAGGGACUAAAUGGAAUUCGAUGUAUCAUUCUCGUCGGUGUGAUAAUGGUUCAUAACACGUGGCCAUACAUGCGAGCAGGAGAAAAUCUUCAUGUUUUGGAACUAUACACCGCACCCCGUGGGGGUGGAUAUCCAACGGGGGGCAUCGCGGCUCUGCAGACGUUACGGAGAACGUCCCCAAAGCGACUAGCCCCCUCUUCCGCCCCCAACUCCCAACUUCCCGGGAGACUCCAGCGGCCGACAACGGCCGCUUCCUCAGCCAGUUCCCGGUUGAGCUUUGAUAAUGCCCAACGCGGAAACCGACUUCUCUCCCGAGACGACGAGGAACUCGACGCUGGACUCCGGCGACCGGAAGAGGUCCUGAGCCCCGGCGCAGUGGUUCCCGUUGGCCUGCAGGAAACUGAGAUGUCCGGCCAUUAUUCGGACAUCUCAGCUCCCGACGCCCGCCUCGAAACCCCCGCCCUUUGUGGCUGGGCCGGGAGUUUCCCACGGGUGGAAGGGGGGCAGCAUGAAUGCCCCCCCAUCACAUGGUCCGCCGGCUUGCUCGCGUCAGCGCACACAGCGCAGCGCGGUGACGCGGAGCACUGGGCGGACUUGUGGCCCUCCUUGCCGCAGCGGCUGCCCAACUGCAGCAGCUUUUUAGCCGCCGCAGCCGGCACCUCCACCAGGGCAGAACCUGUGCCGCGAGGCCCAUGUCGCACGCUACGAACCCUAACCUGGGCCUCGGUGCAGCCCCCCUCCUGCGCGACCGCGGUUAUUAAGCGAUCCGCGGUCGUCGCGUCAUUGAGGCCCGUGACUCUCAUGUCCGUGAAUUUCACGGGCCUCGAAACCUCCACCUCCUCCGCCAGUGCGGACUUCAGCUUCGCGGCCAGAGCAUCUGCUUUGUCCGCACUGGCUGUGCCGGGCACCUCGAUUAUCCGGGCCCCUGUGGCCGUCGAGCGUAUCCUUAGGGGCCCGAUGCCCAGCUCCUUCGUAUCUAUCUCCCUCUCGGCCCUGAGAAGGACCGACAACGCCACUUUUUUGGGGCCCUCCUUAGGGCCCGCCUUCUUCUUAGGUUGUGGCGCCGGCGUCUUGUGUACCGGCACCACCUCCUUCUUCUUUGGGGCCUUGCGGCGGACCACCUCCGUCCAUCCUGCCGCUUUGGCCCCGUUCCCCAUUUUACCCUUUUCGGCCCCUCCAGCAGACGUGGAUGGACCGAACGCAGUCCAAACCACCUCCUUCCCCCCCUUAGACUUUUGGCCUUUCCCCUUGGAAGGCGCAGGGAGGGAAGGGAACUCUUCGUCGGAGGAUAUCGCCGGCGCUGAUGCCGCCUGUGAAGGGUGCGGCCAACCGCCCAUCCACCAAAUUGCCAACCAUUCGGGCAAUGUUGGCCUCCAACACUUCGAGCUGGUCCCGGCUCGUUGGGCCAUCCGAGGCCACCCUAGAAGCCGCUGCCUUCUCCCUCCGCAUCUCUUCAUAUUGGAGCCGGUGAGCACGUACCUCCUCCUUGAGACCCGCAUUUUCUCUCUGGAGCCGCCCAAUGUCGGCUCUCAGACGGUGGGUCUCCUCUGCCUCUCCUCGAGCAUUAUCUUUUCCGCUCCCAUACUCUCCAGCUCCAGUGGGAGCUCCUUCUUCUUAGUUUUCGCCCCACUCUUCCCCUUCCCGAGGCUCCUUUCAAGGCAGGCCUCGAAGGCGGCCUCCGAGUCCUCCUCCUCACGAUCCCGUAGGAAUUUCCUCGCCUUGGCCAACGUACGUCCGCGGCCUCGCCUUCCCACCGGAUCCUUUCCCCGUAAAACCCCGCCCCCAGUCUCGGUGUCGGAGCCCGACACCUCCGAAAAGAGGCGCUUGGCUCCUAACACCGACUCUGGGCGCGAUGACAUUGAGUCCUUCAACUAUUGUUUGUUACAGUCAUUUUAUAAAGUACGACAGAAUAUAUUGAUGACUGGAUCACUUGGAAUUCAGAUAAAUUUUCUUAUUUCGGGAUUUCUGUUGGCACACAAUACCGAGAUGUAUAUGGAAAAUAAUAGCAUUAACUGGUACUCCAUCCCUAAAAGUAUUAUAUCACGAUUUUUCAGAAUAACACCAGUUUAUGCCGUGGUUAUAGCAGUAAGUGCUACUUGGAUAAAAUAUUUAGGACCCGGGCCACUGUGGCAGGAUACUGGGAAUGUGCUGUACUCUCACUGUAGGAGUGGAUGGUGGCGCAAUCUACUGUACAUAAACAACUACAAAUAUAACUCCCAAUGCUUACUGCACUGUUGGUAUCUUGGAGCGGAUAUGCAAUUGUAUUGCUUGGGAAUAAUUCUAUGCGUGAUUUUGAAGAAGAAAAGUCUGAGGAAACCUGUGUUGGCUGGUGUUUUAUUAUUAGGGAUUGCUGCGAUAGCUAUUCACACUUACGUUCGUGAUUUAGAUCCAAUAUUAAUUUUGUCUCCGGGAGAAGUUAAGACGCUGUUUUGGACCGCUCCCACUUUCAACGAGACGUAUAAAAUGGGCCACGCUAAUAUACCCAGCUUUAUCAUUGGCAUGAUGCUUGGUUACUACGUAUAUGAAAAACGAAAAACCGGAUUACAAGUACCAAAGAGUAGAGGGCUAAGAUAUAUUUACUGGGCGCUAGUACCCCUGGCAAUGGCUGUCAUGUUCUCAGGAGAGCUGUUCUAUCGUGAUGCGCCCCGCGAUCCACUUUCAGUCCGCGUCGCGUAUGCGGCUCUAAUCAAACCCAUAUUCUCAUCCCUGAUAGCCAUGCUUUUAUUAGGAAUGAUAUUUAAAAUAGAAAAUGUGUUUCGGAGGGUAUUAGAAUGGGACAUGUGGAUAAUACCAAGCCGUCUGUCUUAUUCCGUCUAUAUAAAUCACAUGGUAUUAAUAAGACUGUAUAUAGGAUUGAGCCAUUCUUUAUUUUCUGUUUCCGAUACGAACAUGAAUUUGUUGACUGUUGGUGUGACGCUAUUUUCGUUAAUCGUCGCCGUUCCACUGUGUUUGCUGAUUGAGAUUCCAUUUCUUCAAGUCUUUAAAUGUUACGUGAUUGGAAAUAAUAAGAAAAAAGAAAUUGAAAAAUCAUUGUAAAGAAAUAAUAAUAAUAAUAUCUUUGACAAAAAGAUAAAGCAAAAGACUAAGAUGAAAUUGUAUAUUUGUUUGAUACAAAGUACAUUAUUGUUAUAACGAACAUAGCUAUAUGAUAGUAGAAUAUUAAUUUAGUUUAAGUAAUUUUUACAAAAUUUUUUAUUGAUUUCAUAAUAAUUACUUUUUUGUUUGUUUUUUUUAAUUGAUUGAGAUGUAUUAUUUAAUAAAAAUAAUUUUAAAUAGUUUAGCGACAACAAUUAGCGACAAACAAUCUGGUAUACUACAACGAUGGUAACUUUUAUUUAAAAAUUGAGUUACAUCGUUUCAAUAGAAAUAGUAGGAUUAUAAUCAUUUGUUACAAGUUGUGGUUCUUAUAAGGUUUGAUGUUUUAAGAGUUUUAUCUUGUUUACAUUGUAAUUUAAGAGAUAUUCAAUAAAUAUUCACAAGAAGA